CCAUGUCUCAGUCGAUCAACGUCCCGCCAACGUCCGCGCGAUCUAUUUAUUCGUUCAAGAUCAGUAUGUGCUCGCUCGAAUCGAUUCGCCGUAAAAAUAAACCGUAAACACGACGUGAAAAAGAACAAUCAACCCGGCAGGUCGAUCCCUUGAGAAAAUAAUCGAUUAAUUCGAAAGAAGAUAAUAAAGACGAGGGGGAACGGUGAUUUUAAAAAUGAACGUUAUCGCGUCGUUGAUCGCCGCGAUAUUCUUCGUUGCUUAUGUCGCCGAUUCGAGUGUUACACCGGAUGAAGAAUUGACGACAAACCUCCGAGAAACAUGGGACAACGAUUUUGUGAUUGCCAUAUCGAACGUUAAAUCGAGGAAGAAGCAAUCGGAGGCAACGGUUGAUAUUCUUCUAGCCGUGAAAUACGAAAGGUCUAAGAAGAAACUGGUACUUAUACUCGACAGGCGAAGUAAACGAGUGAUCUUCGAAAGUAUCGACAAGGAUGGCCAUCGAACUGCAGAACACCUUAACUUGGAAACGCCGAACGUGAAUUCUCUAUUGAAAAAUAUAAUCGUCCUCGUGCGUCAGAAUCAACCUGAUCCGCGAAUGGACGUUUACAUUGAUUGCGUCUACCAAGGCGUGAUACCAUUGAGGAAGAGCUUUCGAAAGUUGGCAGACAAUGAAGAUAACUCUCUUGUAGAGGCGUUCAGAGAAAGGAGGAGCCAGGUGAAGGUGUAUCCAUUGUCAUCAAUUAUCGACGCCCUGAAGCAAGAAAACUGUCCGGACAAUUUGGCCGAUAUGGACACGUUGUCGAGUUUCUUCAAGCACAAAGAACCUCACCAAUUGAUUGCAAGCCCUGCAACGAGCAACCACUCGGAUGAGAGUUUCGAGGAGUCCGACAUAGAUCAAUAUCGCGUAAAAUUAAAUAACAAGGAAAAUCAUCGUCGUCGGUCGAAAGAGCACGAAGUCUCAGACACGUUCGAAGACGCUGAUCAGUCCGAAGAUUUCAGUGAUUCAGACUUCAAGCAGUCACGCCGAUCGAAUCGCGAUAAAUAUCGUUCUACGAACGAGUUUGAAGCUGAUCGGGGAGUUGCUCCGAGCCACGAGAAACGUUUGCAUCAGAGGACACCAUCUGGACGCAUCGUCGUGCCUCGUCACGAGAUAUCCGCGGAAUUGAGUCGUAAUAAUUACGAUGAACUGGAUGCAUCGAGUCAGGCGAAUUACAAACGGGUUCCGAGAAGAGGGGACAUAGGGAUUCAAAGUCUGGACGAAAGAGUUUGCCUGACGGACAAUCAAAUCGUGAAGACGCUGAACGAGCUGAUCGAAGCGACUAAGAAGGUCUGGAGAGAAAUAGAAUUGAACAGACUGGAAACACAACACCUUCGGCAAUUAAUUGAAAAUUGCGCAGCUUGUCGCGUACCACUUGUUCCACCGACGACCACGACGGCAGCUCCUCCUCCUAGUUGCGAUUACAAAUCGCCCUGCUUCCCGGGAGCUGACUGCCGUAACACGCCACGUGGACCACAGUGCGGAGCAUGCCCGCCGGAUUACACCGGCGAUGGAUAUCGUUGCAUGAAAAUUAGUUGCGCGCACAACCCUUGCUUUCACGGUGUCCGUUGCUACGACCGCGCGGAUGGAUAUAGCUGUGGGAAAUGCCCUAACGGUUAUAUAGGUGAUGGUAAAUACUGUGAACGACGCAGAAAUCACUGCGAGCCUCAUCCUUGUUACCCGGAAGUGCAAUGCGAACCAAUUCUUUAUCCACCGUACUUUAGAUGCGGCUCUUGCCCAAGCGGGUUUAUCGGUAACGGUUCUACGUGUGUUGACGUAAAUGAAUGCGAGUUGGCACAGCCCUGUCAUCCGGGUGUUCGAUGCAUCAAUCUUCGUCCAGGAUUUCGAUGCGACACUUGCCCAUCCGGGUAUACCGGGACGAUAGUCGAAGGGAUCGGUUUGGAGAUCGCACAGGCUCGCAAGCAAGUUUGCCAGGACAUAAAUGAAUGCGACAGUAACAACGGUGGAUGCGAUCCAUACAUGGAGUGCAUCAAUACAGAGGGUUCGUACAGAUGUGGUGCUUGCAGAGCAGGUUUUCUGGGGAACCAAACAGUUGGCUGUCAUCCUAGUCACAGUGUCUGUCCAGAUUUAGUAACCAUGUGCGAUGUAAAUGCCGAGUGUGUCUGCAUCGAUACCACCGAGUACUCGUGCAAGUGUCGCGUUGGAUGGGCAGGAAAUGGACUGACCUGUGGUCUCGACAGAGACAGCGAUGGUAUUCCUGACAGAAACCUCCAAUGUCACGAUCGACGUUGUCGUAUGGACAAUUGCCCGUUAAUACCAAACAGUGGCCAAGAGGACGCGGACAGAGACGGUUUAGGCGAUGCCUGUGAUCCAGACGCUGAUAACGAUGGCGUUCUGAACUCUUCGGACAACUGUCCUUUAAUUUCGAAUCCUGGCCAAGAGGACACCGAUCGUGACGGUCCCGACACCAUCGGUGACGUUUGCGAUAAUUGCCCUCUAGUGAGAAACCCGAAGCAGGAAGAUACCGACGACGAUGGCAUCGGUGAUGCUUGCGACAGCGACAUAGAUAACGACGGUAUUUUCAAUAACGAAGACAACUGUCCGAAAAGAAAGAAUCCAAAUCAAGGUGAUCAAGAUAUGGACGGUAUUGGCGACGCCUGUGACAACUGUCCUUACAGCUAUAAUGAGGACCAAUCGGACCAAGACGGGGAUGGGGUAGGCGAUGCUUGCGACAACGACAACGAUAGGGACAGAGACGGUGUGCAAGACGAUAGAGACAAUUGUCCUGACAUCGCGAAUCCAGGACAAAAUGACGACGACCACGACGGCAGAGGGAACGAAUGCGACGAUGAUAUGGACAAUGAUGGUGUGCCCAAUUCGAUUGACAAUUGUCCCUAUGUUUAUAAUCCAGAUCAACGUCACACUCAUCAUCAGCAUGUUGGUGAUGCUUGCUGGAACGACAAUGAUAACGACACUGUGAAGAAUACACUUGACAAUUGUCCCAACAACAGUUUGAUUUGGACGACAGAUUUUAGAAAGUAUACUACAAUUGCUCUAGACCCUGUUGGCACUGCUCAGGAAGAUCCUGUUUGGGUAAUACACAACGAAGGCGCUGAGAUCCAGCAGCUUGUGAACAGUGACCCCGGGAUUGCCAUUGGUCCGGAUACAUUCAGCGGUGUAGAUUUCGAGGGUACGUUCUUCGUGGACGACGACGGAGACGACGACUCUGUUGGUUUCGUGUUUUCUUAUCAGGACAACCGUAGAUUCUAUAUCGUAUCCUGGAAAAAGCGUCAACAACCGUAUUGGAUGCCGACGCCAUUCAGAGCGGUAGGGGAUCCUGGAAUUUUCUUGAAACUCGUCGACUCGAGCACAGGGCCUGGAGAAAUUCUUAGGAACAGUCUCUGGCAUAAUCAAGAUACACCCAAUCAAGUGAAGAUCCUUUGGCACGAUCCGAAGAAAAUCGGAUGGAAAGAAAGAACCCCGUAUAGAUGGCAAUUAUUACAUAGACCCAAGAUCGGUCUGAUUAGGUUUAGACUUUAUCAAGGGAAACAGCUGAUGGCCGACUCGGGGAACGUUUACGAUUCGACGCUGAAAGGUGGCAAAUUGGGCGUUUACUGUUUCUCCCAAGAAAAGAUCACUUGGUCCAAUUUGCUAUACGUGUGUAAAGAAACUGUCCCACAAUCAGUAUGGAAUGAGUUGCCGGAGAACUUGAAAAGGGAAGUGGACGUAGAGAUGAGUAACGAAAUAAGAUCUCAGUACAAUCAACAAUCUAUCUAUUACGAUUAAUAUAAAUCUAUCAAUUGCUUCUCGAAAUUUAUUUCAUUAUCUUGGACAAAUGUCGCCUGUUUAAACCGGGUAUCACGGAUUUGGUUCGUUUCUUACAGUGAAAACUGAAAAAUAUUCUUUGCCUACAUGUAUAUUUGUGAUUUUUCACUCGCAUGUGGCCAAACUUUAUUCUGAAAUUUCGCGUUUCAUUUCCUCUUUUAUUUCUUUCUUUUCUUCUUUUUUUUUUUGAAUUUCAAGUUUUGUAACAUUUAAGUGUACGUUAAUUAAAGAUACAACGUGACAAAUACCUUUUAAUGAACCUUCAUCAGUUAAGGACGAGUAAAAUCUAUACGAGGGAAAUAUCUUAAAAAUAGAUUAUAUCUUGCGGAAUGUGUGCAAUGAACGCUUAAUCCUACAAUUAACAGGGGAAGACUAAGAUUAAAUGUGCGCUUUUCGAACGAUUCGAAUCAGAUUCAUUAGAUUUAUUAUAUCACGAUUUGGUGUGUAGACGUGUGCAGAGACGUAUGAAAGAUUAGUUUAGCUUUUAUGAGAAAUGGAUAAUUUUAGAUUUCUUACUUUCGCUAAUUUUGGGUGAGAGUCGUAGGUUUAAAAUUAAAUGUCAAAAGCAGCAGAAGUUAAUUCUAAAAUAUUUAGAAAUGUCUUCUGCUUUGCCUAAUUUUAAUCUAAUAAGAAUUAAAUACAUGAAAUAAAUUGAUAAAUAAGCUGACAAUAUAGAUGGUUGGAUCGUCUAAGUUUGCAAUGUUAACGUUACUAGUUUAAUUCAUAGUAAUUAGCAAGAACUGUUCUUUUUCAUGAUUGUUUUGUUGCAAUGUAAUUGUAAUAUAAUUGCAAUUUGAUUUGGUAGUUAUGACAAUAUAUACAGGAAGAGAAAAAUCUACAUUUCUAAAAGCUUCAGGAAUAUAUAAUAUUAAAAAUUGAAAUUAAAUAAAAGAAGCAUGCAUGAUUAAUUUCGCAAUUUAAAAACAAUAAACAUAACAAAUACUAUCUAAGCAAUUAUCUUCUAGAUUUCCAAUAGAUAGUAAAUUUUCGAAAUGUUAGAUUCUUCUUUGAUAUCCUGUAUACAUAUAUGUAGGUAUGUGUACAUAAAUAAUCCAAAAAUAGUUUCACGUGCUUUCGUUGCCUUCUACUUUAAAAAAACAAGUCUAAUUUGCGUUAAAAUGUAAUAAAUUUUAAACUAAUUAAUUUAUAUCUUAAAUUUUCCAACUUUAUUAAUUUAAAUUUCAAAUUUUUUUUUUUUCAUUCUAAUAAUGAAUGAUUCUAAUCUUUAAUGUUUCGAAACAGUUUUUAUAGCUAAAUUACACGUUUCACAAUCGACUUACAAUUGGUCAUCACCAGUUCAAAAAACGCACAUCUAAAUCGUUCCCUCUUUUUUUUUUUAAGUGAUUGACAAAGUCGAUCGGAGUGCCUGAAAAAAUUCGUCGUUUCAAUGGUAUACAUCGUACACAUUUAAAACGUUUUCCCACAUUUUUGUGCUUUCCUCUAACGAAAUGGCUACUUACUUACAACAUUAUGAAACAACGAAGCUCUUCACGAUAUUGAAAAAACUAUACAUAUAUAGAGAAUUCGUAUAAGAAAAUGUCUACUACAGAGAGUUAAAUGUAAAUUUACUUUCUUAAAAUAUCAUUACUAUAUUGAAAUGUUAUGAAAGGAAAUGUAAUUCUCAUGAAAUUGAUCAACGACGUUAGAAAGAACAUUGUAUGUGAUAGAAAGAACAAUUGUCAAAAUAUUUCUACCUGUUGUGUUUGGAUGAAGAAUUGGGCAUAGUUUAUUAAUGAUGUGCUGUAUAUUGCGAGGUAUCAAAUAAAUAUAAUAAAUAUCGAAAUAAAUAACGCACAAGUGUACACGAUAAUUAGGCCCAUUACAAAUUAAAAAAAAAAGACAUUUUCUAUCGUGAAUAAGAUUUUAUUGCACUCUUCUUUCUCCGAUUUAUGCGAUAAAUUUACUUAACAAAUUUUCCCAUUUGUGCCCUAUUAAUCCACAUUCGUUGCAAUUUAUAAACAGAAAAGAUAAGGAAACAUUACGUACACAUUAUAAAAAUAAUUGUAUAUAUUGUAAAAAUAUAUUCUUCGAAGCAAUCAAUUUUUCUUUUCGUCAAAUUUUUUCCAAGGAAAAAUCAAAACGAUAAGUUUUCAACUUGAAUAAAUAAUUAUAAAAAAAAUAAUAAUUCAAGUAUAAUGUUUAAUCGCAUAAAUUGAAGGACGAACGAGAGGAAUAAUCUCUUGCCGCAAUUACAAAAAGUUGCAAAUAUACUUUUAUAAAAGUAUAUUUAUAAUACUCUUCACGAAGCAAGGUAAAUACUUGAAAAGAAAACUAUUUGGUUUUGACAAACCACUUUGCUUAUGAGUUCUCCUAUCUAUUCAAUAUGCUACGUCAAUAUUUUGCAUCGGAACGUAAAAUUUCGUUAUUAUGUAUAAAUAGUCAAAGUCUAGAGAUCGUAAUUAAAAAUGCAAUUUAACUUUAUAUUUACACUAAGGAACAUAUAGAUACGAUUUGUCGAAACUACGGCAAUUCCUUUUCUGAGGGAAUCCUUUUUUUUUAAUUUUUUUUUUUUUUUAAUAAAUCAGAAUAUCGAGGAAAUGGAAGUUGUAUUUUAAAUGCACUAACCAUCGAAAGAGGCCGAAUAAAUAUUAUACAACUAUUAUAAAAUAGCAUGUACAAGAUACUUACAAAUAAAGAUAUUUACAAA
Frieseomelitta varia is the source of this 6467-nucleotide messenger RNA. It is a transcript of the gene Tsp, whose product is annotated as cartilage oligomeric matrix protein. The record is from RefSeq and is a predicted model, not a curated record. Gene Ontology annotation, cellular component: extracellular region. The coding region runs from base 215 to 3781 and encodes 1188 amino acids. Gene Ontology annotation, biological process: cell adhesion. NCBI's taxonomy places the organism in Eukaryota, Metazoa, Arthropoda, Insecta, Hymenoptera, Apidae. Gene Ontology annotation, molecular function: calcium ion binding. The transcript has 15 exons.